Saccostrea cuccullata (small rock oyster) is the source of this 1508-nucleotide messenger RNA. RefSeq lists its product as uncharacterized. The transcript has a single exon. Lineage: Eukaryota; Metazoa; Mollusca; Bivalvia; Ostreida; Ostreidae. The record is from RefSeq and is a predicted model, not a curated record. The coding region runs from base 17 to 925 and encodes 302 amino acids.
UAUUUGAAGCAGAAGCAUGCCGCCUGUGAAAACCAAAGACAAAGGUAACAAUCGGAAGAGGCCGAUGGGUUCGCCAGCUCGGGCAAAGGGGAGAAAAAAUCGUCGCACUCGAAGCCCCGCUGAGGCACAGUCACAGUGUCCGGAGGAGGUACCAGUUCCUGAGGAGCCCCAAGGCCAUCCCCCCGCAGACGUGAGCAUCUCGACAACCGACACCCCGGGUGAGUCACUCGUUCAAAUGGCAGGUUUACCACAGCAGCAAACUUGCUCAGCGGACAGUAUAGCCGCUCAUGUACCUCAUAAACUUAAAUUAAAAAUAUGGGAGGGGCAAUUUGUAAAUCUUUCUCUCUUGCUAAAGUCGGCCACGGAAUUAGAUGAAUGGGAUUCACAAGGGGAAGUCCACUUUAAAAAUGGCCGUUUAUGUGUUGUUAAGCGAAAACAGAACUCGCAAUUAAGUAUAGAAAAGUGGACUUCAGCUAACAUGAUUUACACGAGUAUCAUUUUCGAACACAGUGAGGCAAAAGCUCAAGAAAUGCUAAAAUAUAUGCGAGAUAUCCGCCUGGCAGCUAGUCGUUCGUAUAAUUGGUAUAAGUACGACGAACAAUUUCGACUACGUAGAGUAUCAAACCCAACGAUGUCGUGGGGGGAAAUCCAUAGUGAAUUCUGGCUUAUGUAUGUCAGCAACCAAUCAAAUUUCAAUUAUACUUCACAGCCACAAGAAUAUGCACAUGCUAAUUUAGGUCAAUAUUCCAAGAACACAACACAACAUUUCCCCCCUAAAACAACACAGACAAGUGCCAAAUAUCCUUUAAGCUGUAAUAUAUACAACCAGGGUAAAUUCUGUACUUUCUUCCCCAGAUGCCGUUACAGCCACACUUGCAGUCAGUGCAGAGGAAAUCAUCCCAGAGUCAACUGCGCAAGGAAAUAAACAUCUCUAUACAUUAGGGCAUACUCCUAUUAAAUUUGAUUCACUUAAAAAGCAUUUACAAGGUUAUGAACAUUCUCAAUUUCUGUUCCAGGGUUUUAAAUUUGGGUUUAGACUGCAGUACCUGGGUCCUAGGAGAGCACGGUUAAGUAAAAACCUCCCAAGUUUGUACAAAAAUUUGCCCACAGCACAGCAAAAAAUCAAAAAAGAAUUACAACUCAACCGCGUAGCUGGGCCUUUCCCACAACCCCCCUUUUUAAACCCUCAAGUGUCACCAUUGGGUUUGGUCCCUAAAAAAGAUGGGGACAUGAGGUUAAUACAUCACUUAUCAUACCCUCAUGAAGAUUCAGUAAAUUUUUUCAUAGAUUCCACAGAAUGUUCAGUCAAAUAUUCGAGUAUUGACGAGGCGGCAGAAAUGAUUGCAGAGCUAGGGAAGGGAACUUUUUUGGCAAAGUCAGACAUAAAAUCUGCCUUUAGGCUUCUACCUAUUUCCCCAGCUGAUUUUGAUCUGUUAGGCUUUAAGUUAGAAGGGUUCUUUUAUUUUGACAAAAUGGUCCCAUUCGGUUCCUCAAUAAGCUGUGCGCUU